AUGUCGACCAGCCGCAAACUAAAGGGUCAUGGCACGAGGAGAAGCAAGAACCGAGCCCCUCACAAGGGUGUCAAGAGAGGUGCCCGCAAAAGAAAAUGCCCAAAGAGCAGUCUGAAGAGUAGGAAAAGGGGCAAUGAUGCCAGCCGCAAUUAUGGUUCCCACUUAUGA
This is a messenger RNA of Nannospalax galili (Upper Galilee mountains blind mole rat), 168 nucleotides long. RefSeq names its product transition protein 1 (gene Tnp1). Gene Ontology annotation, cellular component: male germ cell nucleus; nucleosome. Lineage: Eukaryota; Metazoa; Chordata; Mammalia; Rodentia; Spalacidae. Gene Ontology annotation, molecular function: DNA binding. The record is from RefSeq and is a predicted model, not a curated record. The coding region runs from base 1 to 168 and encodes 55 amino acids. Gene Ontology annotation, biological process: spermatogenesis; chromatin remodeling; spermatid nucleus elongation. The transcript is spliced from 2 exons.